UAUGGCAUUUGGUUCUAUGGUUGCUGACGUGUUAAAAUGCAACGUUAGUUACAGGAACGAAUGUAGGUCUACACAGUGGUCUUUUUCAUGGAAUAAAUAAAUAGACAUAGGCUAUGCAACCACUAAAAGGCCAAAUACCGGCACCGACUAUUGGAAAAAUAAUUAUCCAUUUGACACGAUAUGCCUUUGUUAGAACAUUUAUCUACGUUUUACAUUUUACACCAACAUAACCAUCACAUAAAUAAACUUCCAAAAAUAAGAGUGGCAUUUUCUUGGAUUUUGUGUGCGUCUUGUUCAUUUCAUUACAAAGUUACAUAAAGAAAAUGAACACAUCCCUAUUUUUCUUCAAGUUAAUUCAUUAUAGACAAUAUUAGACAAUAGGUAAAGACGAGAAACCGUCUCUACUGGCGCUCUGAGCUCACCUGCAUAGCAGCAAUUUUCAUUUUCAUCUACUUAUUAUUAUGAGAACUUUUUGUACACAUUACUGCCCGCCCCUCGCAGAAUGUGAUUGGCUCUUUCAGCACGUAGCCCAUACGAAGCCUAUAACAAUACAAAAUCGUAUUUCAGAUUGGAUCUUCAGCCCGUCAAUCGGAAUAUUCUCCACCAAUAGGACUCCUGAAAGGUGUAAAUAGUAAGCAAUGUUUUGUACCCGCACAUGGUGCAUUAAAAUAAGACGGGAGGAGAGGCAGAUCUUUCAUCUAUUCUAACAUCAGUUUACAGUUAACUUGUUGUCCGAAUCCGAUAUUACGAGGCGCUGGAUUCGAGGUAGGAUAGGUCAAGUGAUUAUACAAGAUCGGGAAAAAACGGCAGUCUUAAUGUUGAACGAAGCAGACGCAGAGGAGGAUUAUAUACAUUUUAACCAGGAUCCGCCUGUGGGAAACCAUAGUGGUGUUCAGUAUAAGGUGAUGGACUACACGUAUAAUGAAGAUCUGGAAGAAAUGUGCCCAGUUUGCGGUGAUAAAGUUUCAGGAUACCAUUAUGGCCUGCUGACUUGUGAAAGUUGUAAGGGUUUUUUCAAGAGAACAGUGCAGAAUAAUAAACGGUACACUUGUACAGAAAACCAGGACUGUAAAAUUGAUAAAACACAAAGAAAAAGAUGUCCCUUCUGCCGGUUCCAGAAGUGUCUGACAGUUGGAAUGAGAUUAGAAGCUGUCCGCGCUGAUCGAAUGCGAGGGGGAAGAAACAAAUUCGGACCCAUGUACAAGCGGGACAGAGCUCUCAAGCAGCAGAAGAAAGCCUUGAUACGAGCCAACGGCUUUAAGAUAGAGACCAGCCCUCCGAUGGUCUCCCCAGUCCAGACGGACUACCCCCUGCCAGGCAACAUCCAUGGGAUUCACACUGUUUCCAAAAGCAUGCCUCCCACCACUCCAGCCUCAAUGACCCCCACAGACUAUGAGCGCAGCCCCUAUGGACCACCGUCACUUGGCAUGGUAAUGCAGAACCACAGUGUGCUUCCUGGCUACCAGUACGCCUCAUUUCCCAACCGAGCCAUAAAGUCUGAAUACCCUGACCACUACACAAGCUCUCCAGAAUCCCUGGCAGGCUACCACUAUCCUGAUGCCUACCAGACCAGCUCCCCGCCCAGUAUCCCCACCCUCAUCUUGGAGUUUCUCCGCUGCGACCCAGAUGAGCUUCAGGUGCAGAAUAAGAUCCUAGCCUACCUGCAACAGGAGCAGGCCAGCAGAAACAAGCAUGAGAAACUGAACACCUUUGGCCUCAUGUGCAGGAUGGCAGACCAGACUCUGUUUUCUAUUGUUGAGUGGGCUAGAAGUUGUAUAUUCUUCAAAGAACUAAAGGUAGGAGAUCAAAUGAAGCUGCUGCAUAACUGCUGGAGUGAGCUGCUAGUGCUGGACCACAUCUUCAGACAAGUGCAGCACGGCAAGGAAAGCAGUAUUCUCCUUGUGACAGGCCAAGAGAUUGAGCUAGCUGCAGUAGCAGCCCAGGCUGGAGUGACUCUCAGUAACCUUGUACUGAGAGCACAGGAGUUAGUCGCUAAGUUACAGACCCUCCAGGCUGACAGAAGGGAGAUUGCCUGCUUCAAAUUUCUCAUCCUUUUCAAUCCUGACGUGAAGCUUUUGGAAAACCACCACUUGGUAGAAAGUGUCCAGGAGCAAGUCAACGCUGCCCUCCUGGAAUACACCAUGUACAACUACCCACAGUUCAUGGACAAGUUUGGGCAGCUGUUGCUACGGUUCCCAGAGAUCCGCUCUCUCAGCACUCAGGCUGAAGAGUACCUGUACUACAAGCACCUGAGCGGGGAGGUGCCCUGCAACAACCUGCUCAUAGAGAUGCUCCACGCCAAACGGGCCUGAGGCCCGGAAGCAGAGUGGGGCACUUGAGCCAGGAGAACUGUCGCUAAUAAAGAAAGGAAACGUGGUGGAGGAAGGGCCUGCAAGACACGCUGCAACCCCUGUGGAAUGCCAUUUUCAGGCUUCAUAGGUGAAAUUGAAUCAUUAAUUAGCUCCAGAUUUUAUUUAAGAUUGUUUGCUAUAGUUUAUUUAAUAAAGUGUCUCAAAUGUUUAUUCAUAUAUAUUACUGUAAAAAUGGUUCUUCAUGUUUUUUUUUUUAAUCUAUAUUUUAUUAUAUGUCUAAUUCCCACCUAUGGGAAUGUGCCAAAAGUAGUUAUUUUAUGCCUUCAUUCUUUUCAACAUGAAAGUUCCACAAGUUAUACACAUGGUAAAAACCAUGUCAAUUGAAGCUACUGGUGAUGAACUAAUUGGUUCAGCUAAAAACCUGCCAGUAUGUUUAGAGCAAAGACAUGGGGCUCGUUUCUAUAUUGCGAGAUCGUAAAUUCAAAUACGAUAGGUGUACCCCCAUGUCUGAAAAUACAUGAACCACGCAACACAAGGAAUGCAUUUUGAAUGGUCUUGGAAAUCACAUUUUCAUAAUCAUUAGUCAUAUGCAAGACAGAAAAUAUAGGUUUAAGUGGCCUAACACCCCAUUUUCUAUCUAAUUUAUGCUGUAUAUGUAAUUGUAUAUAUUCCCAUGUAAUGUACACGUUUGGAACUGCACCAUAAACACUGCAUUGUGUUACUAAUACAGAGUUAUUCAAGAAGUCUCAUUUAAUAUUUAACUAAAUAAUUCUUAAAUAUGUUAGAGGACAUGCGACACAUCUAAAAAACAAAAUCUAAUGAGUUGAAUUAUUAAGGGAAAUUGUGGGUUGUGUUAGGAGGGAGACACAAACUAAACAGCAACAGAAAGAAAACAUUCUACUAGCAGAGCUGGUAGCACAGCUCCCGGAGUUUAGCCUUCUAUAAAUGACAAACAUGACAGUUUAAUAGAGAGACAAAACAAAACACAAAAACUCUGGUUUCUUUUUACAACACAGUAAUCCUUUACGGGUCCUUUUGUAGCCAUAACCAAGGAACAGACUGCUUGGCCACAUCCCCUGAUAUACCCUCAGUCACGCCUCCUUCGUUUAGCGAAUGCAAUCAUGUAUCCUCCAUUCCAUGACUGACACAUCGCCUACCACCUUCUGGCAUUGUGACUCCGCCCCCAUUCUGUAUGGCCGACUUCCAACUGACCCUGGAAUAAACUGCCAAACCAUCCAGUCCGGGGCACACUGUUCCUGUUAUAAGCACCCUCACAGGGAUGGAGGGAGAUUGUUGACUAGGAUUCAUUCGCUCUCUGUCACAGGCAGGUAAAUUGGUGUCAGCAAAAUACGCCAGGUAGCAUGAGCAACAUUAUAUAAAAAGGCUACUUCUAUCGUAUAUAGUGCUCCUGACUUCGCACUAGCCUGAAAUUGUACUGCUAUAUAGAAACGAACCCCUGGACUAUCCUCAUUGUCCAGCUUUUGAUUCUAGGUUCUCAGCAAUUUAGUCUUAAGCUUGUCAAAGUCUUGUUAGAAAUUCUGCCUGUUUAGGAUCCUAUAGUGUGUGUUCUCUAUAAAUCUCUUGUUGUUUCUAUUUGGUCUGCUUCUGACAAGACUCCUUAAAAUGAGUUGGUUAGAUCACAUCUAGGGGUGUAUAGAGUUGUAAUUCUGUCUGGUUUUGUGUAGAGGUGUUCCAUUAACUAACACAAGCUGCAAAGUGGGCAAAACGUACAGUUGUACAACUCUAGUGGUCAUUUUACUUCACUUCUGAACAUACGUACUAUGAUAUUGAAAAGGUAACAUAUUACAUAUUAUGAACAUGUAUGUUGUAUAAAGUAUGCCUUUAAGGUCAUGAGAAGGAACUGAGUGAUCUUUAAAUGCUUUUAAAAGGGUCUUUAAAAAUGGUUUGAGAAGUUUACAUUUAAACAGCACCACAUGGUAAUAUUUAUAAUCUUCUGCUCUAGAAUACAUAAUAUCAAUUAUUAUUAUUAUUAUUAUUAUUAUUAUUAUUAUUAUUAUUAUUAUUAUUAUUAUUAUUAUUAUUAUUUUUAAAGCAAACCAGUUGUGUUAUGCAUUAGCCACCUGUCUUAAAUUUAGAAACUUUAUAUUUGCCUUCCUGGUUUAACAUAUUUCCCAAAUUCAGGAGAGUGGUUACCGAUAUACCCUUUCAGUGUAUAGUUGUAAUAUGAAAAAGCAGGCCACCGUGUAACAUAUUUGAGAGCUCUGUUCCCAAGAUGCAGGCUUUAAAAGUACAGUUCCUACCAUAAUAAGAAGGUCACCAUGACCUUAAUGCACAGUAUGUAAAACAGGAUAUUCAUGAUAUACAGCUGUGUGUAGUUACAAUAACUGAACACGAUCGUUCCCCAUCAUCUGGAAACCAAAAGUGCAUGUGUUGACUGGUAAAGUGAAUUGUUAUUGGACGAUGCUGAGAAUUAAAGAACAUAGGCACAGGAAGCUGUCUCUGGCAGUAGUCCUUUAUGGAGGAGGGAGCAUAGUUAAGACUGCAGAGACCAGAAGAUACAUGACACAGCAAAUGACAUUCCUAUUGAGUGAGGACAUAUAAAGCAAGCAUGCAAAACAUUGUCUUCUUCCUAUAAAAUAAUAUUAAAAAGCAGAAAUAUUCUUCCUAAUUUUACUACUUUACAAAGCAGCUAUACCUGAUACCAGAUUCAAAAAGCAUUCAUUGAGAAUUAUUUUGGUUGCAUUCCAAAUUGAUUCAUAAUGGAUUAUUUUGACACUCAAAAUGCAUGCCGGGGAAAUCAGUUACUUGUAUGAAUGUUUAAUGAAUGCAUUUUAUGAUCUAUAGCAUUAUUUUAAUAUUGUAAAAUAAUGGAUUUUGAAUACAGAAUAACUUAACCUUGGCUGAAGUAACCUUGAAUACUGUAAGUUGCCAUAAAGGUUCGGCCUCUCUGGUAACUGGUUCAUUCGGGUAUCACUGUUAGUGUUUGUUACAAACUAAUUCAUUUGGAUUAUAAUUUAAUUCCAAAAUUACAAAAACUCAGAUUGCAUUACCAAUGCAGUCAAAUUGAAUGGGAUAAAAGUCUCUUUGAAUCCUGGAAAGGGCCUGCCGAUUUAGGAAGAUUGUACUGAAUUCUCCUUAAAAGGGGACACAUUUGCUGUUUUUAUCCCUGCUACACAUACAUAUAGACCCAGAUAUUUGAAAGGUUUGCGCACCACGCAGAGGGUUAUGUGCGUCGCAAAUGGCUGUUAUGAGCGAAUGUGCCAUUUGAAACUUCUUUUUGUGAGCCACAAUCUGUUUUGCGCUGUGCACAAAUAUAAGGUAUGCAUAGCGUACUGUAUUAUUUGAAUUGUACCGAAGGCCAAAUUUGAAUGAAAAUGGCUAAGUUUUGCGAUAAGCGUGACAGGCUUGCAACGCGCAGAAUGUUUCCAUUACAUGCGUUUAGCUAAGUGCCCUAUCCUCAGCAACAUUGGCAAAGGGCCGCAGUGCCCAAGGUUCAGUCCGUAAAAUAUCCCUGUAGUUGUAUUCUCCAGAGGCUCCCUUUCCUUUUCACCACUCACCCGGUAAUUCCACACUCGGGUAUAAGGACACAGCUGACUUUUCUUUUCUUUUUUAAGUAUUGUUAUUUAUUUCUCAUUGACAUCAGAAGCAUACUUGGAAGGAGCAGGGUGCGUGGUGAGUGGGGGGCAGUUGGAAGGGGCUUUCAGCAGGAGUAUGAGUAAGGGGUACACAUGUGCAGGCUGCAUCCACAGGCAGUGUUCUAGGUCUGCUCCAUACUGAGAUUCCCGUCUUCGGGGCUUCCGAAUAGAGUACUGUUUUCAACAUUGUGGUUUUGUUUUACAGUCCACACUUCUGUAAAUAUGUUUAUGUAGGUGUAAGGAGCACGGGUCGGAGCUACUCAGAACACCGGCUGACAGGCGCGUUUCUGUAAAAUAAAGAGUGGAGUUUGAUGCUACAGAUAUAUUUUGCCUGUCUCCUUACACCAUGUUGACACUUAUCCAGUUAGCAAGUCGCUACAAUAUAUUUUUAUUUUAUUUAUAUGUUGCAUAGCCUACACUAUCAUGUGGUCCAUUGUUUAAUUUCUCCAUUUAGUAGCUGAUUUAUAUAUUUGUGGGGGUGGGCAUGCAACUUCGGGGGUGCCAAUGCUACCGAUGUGUGUUGAGCUUUGAUUCUGCAUUCCAUGUGCAGGUUACAUUUGAGUGUAGACUCGUCUGAGGAAUAUUGGUAUGUACUGUACACCUAUGAUAGCUGCUUGGCAGGGUAUUGUUAACAGCUCAUUGUCUUGUGGUAUUCCAAUUCUGCGCAUUCACGCGUAGCUCUUGUGCAUUUCUGCUAUAUUGCUAAUUAAUGCACAGGUGGUUUUGUGAGGCACAAACAGAUUCGCGAAUUGAGCAAAAAACUGCUAUUUUCCAACUUAGCGCAACUGUUUUAUGCCAUGUUGGAAAAUAUCAAUUUUUGUGCAAAAGCACUCAUUUUUGUGAGGCACAAAUUUUGCGAGGGGAUUGCGCAUCGCUUCAGAUAUCUGGGCCAUAGCCUUCUCUUUUUUGGGAACUAACCAGAGAGAGUUUCCUGGGGUACAUUUCUAGUUUGUAUGUAACAAUGUUGAGUGUAUAUCUUAAUGUUUUCUAAACAGUUUCUAAAGGUCUAGAAAGAUACUUUUUUGUCCUGUUUUGUUUAGCAAUCUGUGCAUUCAUGUCAGUUGAAUGUGAAGGCUAUGAAACACAAGACAACUUUCAGACAACUGUUUUUUACAAUGAACACAUUUUUACUUUGAUCAACUAGAGCCCCUUUCACACUGGCAUGCUCUACCUGGGUCAGAAACUACUCGGGUCAAGACCUGGUGUCAUGCGAGUCAGUUAUGCAAUUACGUACUGCUUUUGAUAAAGCAGGGUUGACCUGGGUGACAGAUGCAAGUCAGCAAUGCGCGCAUCAGUGCCCCGGAAGCAGCUUGUUACUGACGCUUCCAUCCAAGCUUCUCUGGAUUGAACCGUCGGCCCAAAUGUUGAUUAGAGCAAAGGUUUCUACAUCCCUGCUGCAAUCUGGCUCAUGCUGUGUCUCAAUCAACAAGAAUAUGGCUAAACAGAAUAAACAGAAAUGUUCCUUGCAGAAGUGAAACCUUCACGCAGACAUGACUGUUUGGACCCGGGUAGGAGUGCCAUUGUGAAAGGGGCUUAGGAGAAACAUAUUUUUCUAGUUCAUUAAACUAAUUCAAGUGACUCUUGAAUAUGGUUCUGAAUAUGAGUUAUUAUUAUUGACAAUCUGAGUCUGCCUUCUUUUAUUUACCCUUGUCGAACCCGAGUUAAUUCCCACAUUUUGGGCAGAUACCUUGAUCUGUGGUGCAUCCUAUAGAACAUUAUACUGUAUUCAUAUUGCAAUUAUAUCAGUACAAUGCAAAUCACACUCCUUUUAAUAUGUUUGAUGUAUCUUCAUGUAACAGUGGUAGAAGUCUACUAUGCAUUUCUGUAAAGAAUAAAGCAACUUUUAGGAAAGGUUGUGCAGUAAACAUGCAUGACUCUUCUUUUCCUGGCUAUUCUAUACAUGGCAGCUUCUGUCUCUAAAUCAAAGAGUUCUGUUUGUGAACAUGUUCGACACACAACUUUAUUAUGUGCUGCAUAGUAAUAUAUGAUUAUUUUGCAAAGAGAUGUAUUUCAUGUCAGUGCCUUCUUUACAUCUAUAUUGCUGUUUAUCUGCUUAUUUUAUUUUUGUUUGACAACAUUAUUUGUUCAUGCAUUAUUUUAUUGUAAUAGUUUGCAACCAAUAAAUGCACCUCUAAUGAAA
Acipenser ruthenus (sterlet) is the source of this 8048-nucleotide messenger RNA. RefSeq names its product nuclear receptor subfamily 5 group A member 2-like. Gene Ontology annotation, molecular function: nuclear receptor activity; zinc ion binding; RNA polymerase II cis-regulatory region sequence-specific DNA binding. Gene Ontology annotation, cellular component: RNA polymerase II transcription regulator complex. The transcript is spliced from 7 exons. Lineage: Eukaryota; Metazoa; Chordata; Actinopteri; Acipenseriformes; Acipenseridae. Gene Ontology annotation, biological process: tissue development; hormone-mediated signaling pathway; regulation of transcription by RNA polymerase II. The record is from RefSeq and is a predicted model, not a curated record. The coding region runs from base 816 to 2312 and encodes 498 amino acids.